GAUAAUUCUCUCUGGUGUCGGGUCGCAGUGCGCAGGCGCAGCCCGGGUGACGAAGAUGGUGCUCAUCAAGGAAUACCGUGUAGUGUUGCCAGUCUCUGUGGAAGAGUAUCAAGUCGGGCAGCUGUUCUCUGUGGCUGAGGCCAGCAAGAAUGAGACAGGAGGAGGAGAAGGCAUCGAGGUGCUGAAGAACGAGCCGUACGAGAAGGACGGGGAGAAGGGACAGUACACGCAUAAAAUCUACCAUCUAAAGAGUAAAGUCCCGGGGUUCGUCAAGUUGAUUGCACCAGAGGGGGCGUUAGUUUUUCACGAAAAGGCUUGGAACGCCUACCCGUACUGUCGCACCAUCGUGACGAACGAGUACAUGAAGGACGACUUUAUGAUAAAGAUCGAGACGUGGCACAAACCUGACAUGGGAACACUAGAAAAUAUCCACGACCUGGAAGAGCAGACGUGGAGGACUGUCGAGGUGGUUCCCAUAGAUAUCUCAAACAAAGAAGAAGUGGUCGUCGGGGACUAUAAGCCAGAAGAAGAUCCGGCUCUUUUCCACUCCACCAAGACAGGCAGAGGACCUCUGGGCCCUGAGUGGAAGGAUGAGCUGCAGUCAGAUUGUCCUCACAUGUGUGCAUACAAACUGGUGACUGUCAAGUUCAGGUGGUGGGGUCUGCAGACCAAAGUGGAAAACUUCAUCCACAAGCAAGAAAAGCGUAUUUUCACCAACUUCCACCGCCAGCUGUUCUGCUGGAUUGACAGAUGGGUUGGUUUGACCAUGGAGGACAUCAGACGGAUGGAAGAGGAGACCCAAAAAGAGCUCGAGGAGAUGCGUCAGAAGGGAGAUGUGCGAGGGACCUCAGCGACAGACGAGUAGAGGCCCGUCACUGUAGGUCAAACUCUAGAGGCAGGCUGACUGCGUAGUAAAGGUCCGAUUCGAGGCACCAGUGCUGCUCAUGAGCAAUGAGGCAAAUCAACCAAACCCUGUCAUGAUGAUGUCAUCAGAGACACACGUCCACCAACGUAUGAGGAAGCGGCCCCCCCCCCCCCCCCCGCCGCCGCCGCCGCCUCUUCUUCUUCUCUUCCUGUCUCACAUGAUUCAUUGUGGGGUUUGACAAGAUUGGUUAACAGUACUGUACAGCUCCCACCCCGAUCACCACGCCUCCUGUUCACUCAGAAAACAAACAAACAAACAAACAAACAAACAAACAAACAUGGUUUUUGCAUACAUAUAAAAAGAAAAAAAAAAAAACUCUUUGCACAGAACAGUAACUUGCCUGACAUGUAAUUGUUAGUUGAUUAUUACAAUGGGCUUUGUUUUUAUUCAGGUGUGUAAACCGUGACUCCGAGUCAAGCCUUUUAAAUUCACUAGAAUGUUUUUAGUCGACAGGUUCCCACAGAAAUCGGUUUAAAACUUACGAGCAGGUAUUGGACCGUGUACCCCCCCCCUGUAUUAUAACUGUCUGUCUCUACUUUAAUCCUUGUCUCUCCCCUCAAUAUCGUCUCAAAUUUGUCUGGAUCUCCUCCUCAUCCUCCUCCUUGUCUCACCGUCCCCUCUGUCUGGCAGUUUGUUUAGGAGUACUGAUAUUUUUUUAGUUUGACUUUUUAAUUUCGAGGCACCAGAGCUAAAUUUAAUGCAUGACAGAAAAAUUCUCCACACACACACACAGACGUCCAACAUUUCAACAUGCUCCACCUCUUCCCCCUCCGCCCUCCGUCACAAGUGCAUGUGGACAACAGCGACUCCUCAACUUUAAAAAAAAACGCAUCGCAUGUGUUCUGGUCGCUGCAGUGCAGCUUCGCUCAAGUGGAUUCUUCAUGUAGAUUAUUUCUUAUUUUCACCAUGUGUAGUUUUUUUUCUUUUCUUUCUUUUCAGCUACGUGAACCACAGGAAUGACUUUUCUUAUUUCUAGUUUCCGAACGAAGAAACGGUUUAAAACAUUUCAUGUUGAUCUGAAAACAGGCGGCGUUCCUUCUCCGGCUUUCUUUCUUUCUUUUUAUUUCUCGGGCUGCGUUGACUCGACGUCGUACCCGUUUUAUCACAGCGACGGCUCGCUUUCUUUUGGGAGAGUUCAUGCAGAUCCUGUCGGGGCUCUUGGCUUCAAAUAUUUUGUGAUGUUUUUAUAUCAUAAGUAGCUUAGCGCAGUUCUGCAGCUCUGAUUAUCGGAUCAGGUAUGAGCGUGUUAGGUUUGUGUCUGUGCGUGGUUAAUGUUGGACAGGUUUAAGUGUACUUUAUUAUAAUAAUAAUAAUAAUAGACAAACUGUACAUACAAAUACUGACUUGAAUGGAAUAUUACACAGCUACUCAGCAUCGUCAGGUCUAUCAUUCAAUACUGUACUGCUAAAACUUAAGUUAUGUAGUCGGAGCAGGUGGUGUCAGCUCUGUGGACAGCGUGUCUGUCAAACUGUCCACGUGUUUAACCGUACCUCAUCCACGCUUAUGAAUGUACAGCCACGAGACGGACGUGUCAAACUAUGCAGGACGUGUCUUGAGCUGCAGGAACACUGAUAUGUUUCAACACCUGUACAUGCAUGACGUGGAGCCGUUAUAUCACACACACACACACACUCUAGAUUCGGAUCUGCAUGCCUGCAACACCUUUUCUUUAACUCUUUCAUCUCGGUUCAUUCUCAGUUUGAUCAGGACAUCAGCUGAACUGCAUCAGACAAAGAAGGGAAAAACAUUUUAAAGGCCGAGGUAGGGGACGGGACGGUGGCUUCUCCUCCUCCAAAUCAAAACCAGAUUCUGCUCCGACCUCAGACGAUGUCGCUGAGGAGUGAAAAGCCCGAGUCUGAGUUUGAUGCUGACGAGGAGUCGCCCCGUCCCCCCCCUGUCCUCCCGUUAAGAUGAAGGAGGCUGUGUGAUGUUCAGUUUGUAGCAUUACCAGUGACGCCAGCCCAGAGUCUGACUGUGAGGGGAGGGAUAGACGCUUAGGGAACAGACGGAGUCCAAAAUACUGUUUUUCUUUCUUGUAAUCAUGAAUAAGCACUUGCAAAAUCUACUGUUUUUUUUUUUUUUUCUUGUGUUUUUGUUUUUGAAAAACAAAGAUUCACAAUGUAUUCAAUUCUCUCUUUUUCUGAUAAGGCAAAAUUCAGGGGAAUUAGUAGUGAAUGUAAAACGAUUAGUUCCUUUUUUUUGUUUUUCUUUUUCUUUUUCACGGCUUUCAGGCCGUGACAGAAGGUCUAGACAAUGGAACAUAACAGAAUAUCUAAUAAAUUUGAACAAAUAAGAGAAUCGACGUGCUGUUUCCUGUUCUUGUGUCUCUGUCGGGGUGCUUUUUAUUUUAUUUUUAUUUUUUAAUCUCGUCACCACGUUCGCUCAAAGUCGCCUGAAAGAUUCUGGAAAUAUGAAAAAUGGCUAAAAACAACCAGUUGUUGUUCCUGAUUAGGAAAUGUAAAUUUGUAAUUUCAUAUAGAAGUCGACACAUUCAAGCUUCUGUAAAGCUGCUAGAUGUUAACGGUAAUUAACUAUGAUUAAUGUCUCAAAGUACGCCAUGUUGGGUCCAUGAAUUUGAGAGUGUUGGGGGGGGCCUGGAAAGUCCUUGAAUUUGAUGUUUUAAGAGGUUGUGGAAAUCCUGAUUUCAGGCUGUAAACAUUUUGAAAUAAAAGAAAUACCAAAAAAAA
Molecule: messenger RNA, 3612 nt
Organism: Larimichthys crocea (large yellow croaker)
Lineage: Eukaryota; Metazoa; Chordata; Actinopteri; Sciaenidae
Gene: pitpnb
Product: phosphatidylinositol transfer protein, beta
Exons: 12
Coding region: 56-865 (269 amino acids)
Biological process (GO): phospholipid transport
Cellular component (GO): cytoplasm
Molecular function (GO): phosphatidylinositol binding; phosphatidylcholine intramembrane carrier activity; phosphatidylcholine binding
Source: RefSeq, a predicted model, not a curated record